Rosa chinensis is the source of this 1626-nucleotide messenger RNA. RefSeq lists its product as uncharacterized. The record is from RefSeq and is a predicted model, not a curated record. The transcript has 2 exons. Bases 1 to 1626 code for a protein of 541 amino acids. NCBI's taxonomy places the organism in Eukaryota, Viridiplantae, Streptophyta, Magnoliopsida, Rosales, Rosaceae.
AUGAAGCAGCAUAUUGCCCACAUCAAGGGAAAUGUGGCUCCUUGUAAAAAGUCUUCAGAUGAGGAUAAAGCCAAAUGCAAGAAUGCUAUUGAAGAGGCAAAGUCUAAGAAGAAACAAAAGAGUAGACAUGAAGUAGAAGUGAGGCAAGAAGUCAUUAUUAAAGGAGAUGAAGACAAUGAAGCGAGUCAAGGGACAAGAAGAAUGCCGCGUACUCUUGGGCCUAUGGACCGUUUUGCAACCCCCAUCGAUCCGGAUUCUUCAUUGGAUGGAAGUAGGAACAUGAGGCAACAAAAUAUCAAUGAUUCACUUUCCAAGCAAAGAACACAUAGUGUGCAUCAAUACUUGGCUAGAUGGGUGUAUGAAGCCGGGAUUCCUUUUCAUGCCGUUGAUAGUGAUAGCUUCAAGAGGUUUGUUGAAGGAGUUGGUCAAUUUGGCCCGGGUUACCGACCUCCAAGCCAAUAUCAAUUAAGGGAGCCACUAUUGAAGGAAGAGGUAGAGAGAACUAAAAGUUUAUUGAAGAAGCAAGAAGAAGAGUGGGCUUUGAAUGGUUGCUCUAUUAUGACCGAUGCUUGGAGCGAUCGGAAAAGAAGAAGUAUCAUGAAUUUGUGUGUCAAUUGUGCGGAAGGCACAACUUUUCUUUCUUCUAAGGAAGCAUCGGAUGAGGCACACACCGGGACGUAUAUUUUUGAAUAUGUGGACAAAUGCAUUGAAGAUGUUGGGCCACAAAAUGUGGUUCAAGUGGUGACGGACAAUGCUUCAAAUAAUAUGGCGGCGGGAGAUUUGAUGAAGUUGAAGAGGCCAAACAUAUUUUGGACUUCAUGUGCAACUCACACCUUGAAUCUUAUGCUUCAAGGAAUUGGCAACCAACCUAGAUUCAAAGGGGUGAUUGAGAGGGCAAAGAGCUUCACCAUCUAUAUUUAUGCACAUCACAAGACUUUGGCAUUGAUGAGGAAGUUUACAAAGAAAAGAGAUAUAGUGAGGCCAGGAGUCACUAGAUUUGCAAUAGCUUUCCUCACUUUGCAAAGCUUGAUGGAGAAGAAGAAUGAGUUGAGAGCUAUGAUUACUAGUGAUGAAUGGAAUGAAAGGAAGCAUGCAAAGAGUGUACAGGGGAAGGCGGCGGUGAAUAUUGCUUUGAGUGCUUCUUUUUGGAAUGGGGUAAGUCUUUGCUUGAAGGUGUUUGCCCCUUUAGUCAAGGUGCUUCGCCUUGUUGAUGGGGAUAGAAAGCCAUCAAUGGGCUUUGUGUAUGGAGAACUACUUAGAGCCAAGGAGGAGAUUAAAAUGGCAUUCAAAGAUCAAGAAACCCACUAUCGUCCAAUCCUUGACAUUGUUGAUGGAAAAGCCCGUGGUCGACUUGAUAGUCCAUUGCAUUUAGCGGGCUACCUCUUGAACCCUUACUACACAUAUGCCAAUCCAAGUCUUGAGAAUGAUAAUGUGGUCAUGGAUGGGUUCUUCACUUGUGUUGAGACAUUCUUUCCUGAUGACAUUCAAACUCAAAGUUUGGUGACAAAUGUAGAAUUGCACAAGUAUUUGAAGAAAGUGGAUGGAUUUGGAAGAGGUUUGGCUAAGGCGGGAUGCGCACAAAAUGAUGACAAUUAUAAUCCGGAUCCAUACAAAGAAAAGGAAUAG